AUGUAUGAAGAUCAAGAUAUCGACAAUAUAGAGCUUGCCAUGCAGCUAAUUUCCGUUUCAGAUCAUCAAUAUGAAAAAGGGCAAAGUGAUGCAAAUAAGGAAGUUGCUAUAUCUUCAAGACAACCAAUGUUGGUUUGCGAUGUUUGUACUAAUACAAUUAUCGAGAGCUUGCAUCAUCCCACUUAUUUCCCAGAUGGAGCUCCAGUUUGCUGCGACAUAAUAUGGAAACAAACAAUUUGUCCCAAACAUCUAGAGGAUAGAACUCCAAUAUGCUGUGGCUGCAUGAGGUUAAAGACAAGUGAUGUAACAUAUAUAAAUCUCGGUGAAGGUCGGGAAAUAUGCCUAGAUUGUUAUUCUACCGCAAUCGUCGAUAUCCGACAAUGUGAACCUCUCAUGAUCCAUAAAUGUCACGAAUUUUUCCGUACACUCAACCUGGACCUUCCGGACGACGUUCGUGUCUUCUUGGUCGAUAAGAAAGAGAUGGAUAGACUAAACUGCGAGCAAGAACCCACGCCUUUCGGGUUGCCUUUCAAGGCAGAUAUGGGCACCAUCACCGGCGUUACAAGUUGUUCGCGGAAAGGGGAUAGCGUUGUAGUGGAGCGACAGUUUCAUGGUGAUUAUAGAACCGGCAUAGCAAUUUUGUUCGGUUUGCCCAAGAUUAUGACGCAGGCAAUCUUGGCUCAUGAGAUGAUGCAUGUAUGGUUUCGAUCGAAAGGUAUCAUAUUCGGGGAACUGGAAAAGAAACUGGAAGAAGGAAUGUGUCAAGUAAUAGGUUGGAAAUGGUUGGAUUGGCUGGACAGUGAAAUUACUUCAUCAUCAUCAGCAACUACUAGUCAUGAGCAGGCUCAGUUUCUGAGAAAAUUAGUACAAACAUACAAGUUUGUAGUGGAAAAGCAUGACUCUGAUGAAUAUGGCCAAGGAUUUAGAGAGGUCCAACGAGCAGUUGCAAGAUUUGGCCUUGAAACUACAAUUAAUCAUAUGAUUACAACUUACAAGAAAAAAGCUUCCAGAAGAAUGCCAGUCACACUCUAG
Molecule: messenger RNA, 1032 nt
Organism: Rosa chinensis
Lineage: Eukaryota; Viridiplantae; Streptophyta; Magnoliopsida; Rosales; Rosaceae
Product: protein DA1
Exons: 1
Coding region: 1-1032 (343 amino acids)
Molecular function (GO): ubiquitin binding
Source: RefSeq, a predicted model, not a curated record